AUGCCCCCCAAAUCCCAAUCCCAAGAGGAUGAUUAUUUCAACCUAGGCACCUACACCCGCCCAAUAAGCACUAAAAACCCGCAAGCCCAAACCUGGUUCACCCGCGGCCUGAUCUGGACAUACGCAUUCAACCACGAAGAAGCUGCAUCCUGCUUCCAGAAAGCCGCAGACCAUGACCCAUCCUGCGCAAUGGCAUACUGGGGUCUAGCAUACACCCUAGGCCCAAACUACAACAAACCGUGGCAAUUCUUCGAUGAAGACGAGUUACAGGCUGUCGUGAAGCGGACGCACCAGGCCGCAAGUGAUGCCCGACAACACGCAGCAUCAAAUACUGAACCCGUCGAAGCGGCGCUCAUCGAGGCCGUCCAGUCUCGAUAUCCAACUGAGAAACCGGCUUCGGAUUGCAGCACCUGGAACAAGACCUACGCGGAUGAAAUGGGCUCGGUCUACGCGCGAUUCCCGGACGACUUAGACGUCGCAGCUCUAUACGCAGAUUCGCUAAUGAACCUCACGCCCUGGGAACUCUGGGAUCUACGAACGGGCCAGCCGGCGCCAGGGGCCCGAACACUCGAAAUCAAAGACGUACUUGACAAGGCCCUGCAACUGCCUGGUGGUCUUCAGCAUCCAGGUCUCCUGCACCUGUAUAUCCAUCUCAUGGAGAUGUCAGGCGCACCGGAGAAGGCGCUUACAGUGGCCGACCAUCUCCGCGGUCUUGUUCCAGACGCGGGACAUCUGAACCACAUGCCGACGCACCUGGACAUUCUCUGCGGGGAAUACAGAGCAGCGAUGGCGUCCAACAGCGAGGCAAUCGAGUCGGAUAAGCGGUUCGUGAAGAAAGCCGGGCCCGUGAAUUUCUACACCCUGUACCGCGCGCAUAACUACCAUUUCCGGAUCUAUGCGGCGAUGUUUGCGGGGAGGGCGGGGGUUGCGUUGGAUACGGCGAGGGAGCUUGAGGGGCAGAUUCCUGAGGAGCUAUUGCGGGUGCAGUCGCCGCCGAUGGCGGAUUGGUUAGAAGGGUUUCUGGCGAUGAGGGUUCAUGUGUUGAUUCGGUUUGGGAGGUGGGAGGGGCUACUGGGGCUGGAGGUUCCGGGGGAUCAGGCGUUGUAUUGUGUUUCUACGGCGAUGGUGCAUUAUGGGCGCGGGGUAGCGCUUGCGGCGCUGGGGAGGGUUGGUGAGGCGAGUGAAGAGAGGGAGAAGUUCAGGGAGAGCGUGGAGAGGGUGCCGCGGAGUAGGAUGUUGUUCAACAAUACCUGUGUGGAUAUCCUGGGGAUUGCGGGGGCGAUGUUGGACGGGGAGCUGGAGUAUCGGCGGGGCAAUAUCGAGCAGGCCUUUGGACAUUUGAGACGGUCGAUUGAGCUGGAUGACGGGCUUCCAUAUGAUGAGCCCUGGGGGUGGAUGCAGCCCACCCGGCAUGCGUAUGGAGCACUGCUGCUGGAGCAAGGGAAGGUGGACGAAGCAGCGGCCGUAUACAGCGCCGAUCUGGGGAUGGACGACACGCUGCCGCGGGCACUGCAGCACCCGAACAACGUCUGGUCGCUGCACGGGUACCACGAGUGUCUGGUGAAGCUGGGAAGGGCGGCCGAGGCCAGGAUCGUGAAGCAGCAGCUGAAAUUGGUGGCAGCGACGGCAGACAUACGCAUCGGGUCGUCCUGUUUCUGCCGGACUUCAUAG
This is a messenger RNA of Aspergillus versicolor CBS 583.65, 1671 nucleotides long. RefSeq names its product TPR domain protein. Lineage: Eukaryota; Fungi; Ascomycota; Eurotiomycetes; Eurotiales; Aspergillaceae. Bases 1 to 1671 code for a protein of 556 amino acids. The transcript has a single exon. Gene Ontology annotation, molecular function: protein binding. The record is from RefSeq and is a predicted model, not a curated record. Gene Ontology annotation, cellular component: intracellular anatomical structure.